AUGGCUUGCUUAUCUGAGGGUUCUUGCACAGCACUUAGUUUUCAUCAAUCAACUUUGAUUUGUCAACUGUUCGCCAGUUUAUCAAAUCAAAAUGGUAAUAUGUUGGCUGACACAGAUACUUAUUCAAUGAUAGUCAUCACUGGGACGCGACUACCACCUGAAUCUACUACGAUAUCAACAAGAACCUCAUUAACAACAUUCUCAACAAACUCACCAUCAACAAUAUCAUCCUCAACAAACUCACCAUCAACAACAGCACCCUCAACAAACUCAUCAGCAACAACAGCAUCCUCAACAAACUCAUCAGCAACAACAGCAUCCUCAACAAACUCAUCAGCAACAACAUUCUCAACAAACUCACCAUCAACAAUAUCAUCACUAACUUCAUCAAUAACAUCAUUAACAACAUCGAUAACAAUCUCAUCAACAAUAACAUCCUCAUCAUCAACAUCAUCCUCAACCACAUCCUCGACAACCUCAUUAUCAACAACAUCCUCAACAACAUCAUCCUCAUCAACAACCUCAACAACAUCCUCAUCAUCGACAACCUCAUCAACAACAACCUCGACAACAACAUCAUCAACAACAACAUCCUCAACCACAUCUUCAACAACGUCAUCCUCAACGACGACAUCAUCAUCAACAACAACAUCCUCAACCACAUCCUCAACAACCUCCUCGUCAACAACAACAACCUCAUCAACAACAUCCUCGACAACUGCGACAACGACAACAACAACAUCAAAAGUUUGUAAUAGUACGUUUCUCAGUCAAAUUGUUUACACAGUUGGUGCACAACUAUAUGGAGUAGCUUUAGUCGAUAUGAACGGCGACAACAAACUCGAUAUUGUUAAUACAAAUGCUAAUUCACAAACCGUUAGCAUACUCUUCAAUACAGGCAAUGGCAAUUUUUCUUCCCUAACUAAUUACUCAGCAGGUCAAACUCCUUAUGCAGUAGCAGUAUCUGAUCUAAACAAUGACAACAAACCUGAUAUUAUCGUCACAGAUGUUUAUUCAAACAACACCGGUGUUCUCCUCAACAGAGGCAACGGCACUUUUUCUCCUCAAGUUAUUUAUCCAGUUGGUAUGAGUCCACGAUCAAUAGCAGUAGCUGAUAUGAACAGCGACAACAAAUCUGAUAUUGUCAUCGUGAACUAUUAUUCAAACACGGUUGGUAUUCUUCUCAACACAGGCAAUGGCACUUUUUCUCCUCAAAUUACUUACGCAGUUGGUUCAAUGCCACAGUCAGUGGCAGUAACCGAUGUGAAUAACGACACGAAACCCGAUAUUAUCGUCGCAAACUAUGGUGAAGUUUUCAUCAGUAUCCUUCUCAACAGAGGCAACAACACUUUUUCUCAAAUUACGUAUUCAGUUGGUUCAAAUCCAUUCUCAGUAGCAUUAGCCGAUGUUAACAGCGACAAUAAACCUGAUAUUAUCGUUCUGAUUCGGAGUUCAGGCAUCCUCGCUGUUCUGCUGAACAGAGGCAACGGCACAUUUUUUUCUCAAACUAAUUACUCAAUUGAUGGAACUGCAACGCAAGUAGCAGCAGCCGAUAUGAACAGCGAUAAUAAACCUGAUAUUGUCAUUGCAGAUUAUGGUUCAGACGCCGUCAGUGUUCUUCUCAACACAGGCAACGGUACUUUUUUUCCUCAAACUGAAUACUCAGUUGGUCCUUUACCAUUCUCAGUAGCAGUGGGUGAUGUGAACAGCGAUAAUAAACCCGAUAUUGUCGCAGGAAACUACAAUACAAACACACUCAGUGUUCUUCUACAUUGUUAA
Molecule: messenger RNA, 1779 nt
Organism: Adineta steineri
Lineage: Eukaryota; Metazoa; Rotifera; Eurotatoria; Adinetida; Adinetidae
Source: the annotation of a GenBank genome assembly